This is a messenger RNA of Chrysoperla carnea, 1602 nucleotides long. RefSeq lists its product as uncharacterized. Gene Ontology annotation, cellular component: nucleus. The coding region runs from base 1 to 1602 and encodes 533 amino acids. Gene Ontology annotation, molecular function: DNA binding. The transcript is spliced from 3 exons. Lineage: Eukaryota; Metazoa; Arthropoda; Insecta; Neuroptera; Chrysopidae. The record is from RefSeq and is a predicted model, not a curated record.
AUGAGCGCAGGUGGCACAUUUGUGCCACCGAUGAUGAUAUUUCCGCGAAAACGGGAUAAUCCACUACUGAUGAAAGGUGCUCCACCUGGUGCCAUUCACGCUUGUCAUCCCUCAGGAUGGAUACAACUUGAACUAUUUACUCAAUGGUUCGAGCACUUUUUACAGCAUGUGAAACCAACUGCUACAUCGCCAGUUCUCCUGAUUUUAGACGGGCAUGCCAGUCACACCCGAAAUAUCAAAGUAGUGGAUUUAGCCAGAGAAAACCACGUUCGCUUGCUGAGUCUACCCCCUCACUCAAGUCACAAAAUGCAGCCACUUGAUAAAACAUUUAUGGGUCCAUUAAAAAAGUAUUUGACUGAAGAAAUUCGUAAAAGACUACGAAUGCAAGCUCGAGCAAUAACACAUUACGACAUCGCAGAAUUAUUUGGUCAAGCCUACAUAAGAGCUCAGCGUGCAGAAUUGGCCAUUAACGGCUUCCGUGCAACUGGAAUAUAUCCCGUGAACAGGAAUGUAUUUCAAGAUCAUGACUUCAUUGACGAAGACCUUCCAGAGGUAGAAGAAACUUUUGAUGAUCCAGUGCGCGAUUUAAUGACACCAGUCAAUGAUGAUUCCGAUAACUGUUUGCCUGAGCCAAGAACUGUUGUAACUCCGAGUCCUCAAUCUGUGAAUGUACCGCCAUCACCCCAGAGUGUUGAUGGACAUCACCAAGCUAACCCGCAAACCGAAAUGCCGACGACGACCAUCGAUGAUGCUAUAGCUGGUCCCUCAACAUCAUCUAGAACAUUUUUGUCGCCAAAAGUGUUGCAGCCUAUACCGCGUUUGAAGAAGACAGUCAGCAAUAGAGGAAGAAAAACCACCAGGCCUACGAUUUUGACAUCUUCACCUUAUAAACAAGAUUUAGAAACGUCGAUACAAAGGAGCACAAAAAAGAAACAAAAGAAAACGCCAAAGAAAACAGCACAAAAGAAAAGAAAAAUCGCAAAAGAUAAAAAAUCAUCGUCUGAAAGUUCUGAUAAGAGUGAUUUUUCAGUCAAUGAUAGUACCGAUGAAAGUCCAGAUCGUUCCCAAAAUCAAAAUGGUAGAUGUUUGUAUUGUAAUGGGCUUUUUUCAGAAGAUGUUCAUGGAGAGAAAUGGAUCCAAUGUGCAUCUUGUAGGGAAUGGGCUCAUGAAGAUUGUGCUGGCGUAGAAGAUAUGAGUGAAAAUCUUGCUCCGGUAACUGAUAUUGCUGAAGAUAUUGCAGGUGAUAACGACGGCGACUCUUCUAAUUUGGAACGAGAAGGGGUUCGUGAUAAGAAUCAACCGAGUACUUCACAUGAUGAUCCUCCAGCAGAACCAAUGGAAGUUUCAGAUGAUCAAGAGGAAAACAAUAUAAUUGAACAGAGCAGUGAUAAUACAAUAAAGAAAAUUUGUAUUUUUUGCGGAUGCUGGGAGAAGAGAAAAAAGAAACGUCGGGAAUACCCAGUUAAAGAUAACAACAAUUUGGUCCAAAAAAUCAGAGAUAUGUUGCUUGUCCUAAAUGAUGAAAAUAUUGAGCAGAGAAUAUGUGAAUCAUCAUGUAUCUACUAUCACAGUGCAUGUAGACAUAGUUUCGAAAUGAAAUGA